CAUGAAGCUGCGUCUCCUACAGAGGCAACGGCGUCGACGUUUUUUUUUCUGUCUUCGUUUUUUUUUUUUUUUUUUUUUUAUUCGAGACUUUUUUUCUCUUUUUUUUAUUUUCUCUCAGCGAGAUGAGCAGGGAGUGAGGAAUGGAGGCGUAGGGAGCAAGGAUGUUUGUGUUUACCAAGCGGCAAGCUAGUUAAGCAUAUGAAUAUACAGGCCUCCUUGUAGCUAGAGCAAGCCAGCGAACAAAAGGAGAAAAUUAAUGGAGAAAUAAUGGACGAUUCCCAUUUCAACUCAUCAUACUUUUGGUCUCCCGUCCCCACUGUACAAGGACAGAUUGAGAACGCCAUGUUCCUGAACAAGGCUAAGGAGCAGCUAGGUCCAGAGAAGGCCAAUGCGCCCCCUUUUCCUCACUCCUCUGCAUCUUCCACCUCCUCUCCCCACUACCCCACGGCUUUGCUCGCCAUCCCUGGCUCAGUGGAUGCAGGGGCUGGGGUGCGGGUGGUCCCCAAGCAGGAAGGAGGUGGUGGUACUGCAGGAGGCGGCGGUGGCGGCGGCGGCGGCAGCAGUGGUGCACCUUUGAGUGCAGUCGGGGGGCAUCUACACCAGUCGCACACUUCCCAGAACGUCACCGUCGUGCCUGUUCCCUCCACGGGUAUCAUGACUGCAGCUGGGUUAGUGAUCACCACCCCACAAGGCACACUGGUCCCCACUGCCUCCACGCAGUCAUUUGUAGCUGGACCCCCUACUGCCACCACCAUGAUAGUGUCCGCAGUGCACCCCUCAAAUGCAGAUAAAAAGGAUGACAUUGCUGUUCCUCCUGCAGUUGUGAUGCCAACGCCAUCGAAGCGAGGCAGAAAGAGCAAACAGAUGAUGGGCAGAGUGAGUGGAGUGGGUGGGGUUCUACCUCCAGGAAGUGAUGCAUUAAUCUUGGCUCACCUUGCUGCUGGUGGACAGCACCACACUGCUGACCCAUAUGAUCUGUCAAAUGAUGAGGAUGAUCAUACCAACAAGGAUGGCCCCAAAUCCUACAGGUGUCGGAUGUGCGCCGUAACGUUCUUCAGCAAGUCAGACAUGCAGAUCCACGCCAAGUCCCACACUGAGGCCAAGCCCCACAAGUGUCCCCACUGCUCCAAAUCGUUUGCCAACUCCAGCUACCUGUCCCAGCACAUCCGCAUCCACAGCGGGGCCAAGCCCUACACCUGCACCUACUGCCAGAAAACAUUCAGGCAGCUCAGUCACCUACAGCAGCACACACGAAACCACACUGAGGCCAAGCCCCACAAGUGUCCCCACUGCUCCAAGUCGUUUGCCAACUCCAGCUACCUGUCCCAGCACAUCCGCAUCCACACCGGGGCCAAGCCCUACACCUGCUCCUACUGCCAGAAAACAUUCAGGCAGCUCAGUCACCUACAGCAGCACACACGCAUUCACACCGGUGACCGACCGUACAAAUGUAACCAUCCUGGUUGUGAAAAAGCUUUCACACAGUUAUCUAACCUACAGUCUCACCGUCGGCAGCACAACAAAGAUAAGCCGUACAAGUGCCACAACUGUAACCGUGGUUACACAGAUGCUGCCAGCCUGGAGGUGCACCUGUCCACACACACCGUCAAACAUGCCAAGCUGUUCUCCUGUGGCCUCUGUAACCGAUCCUAUACCUCGGAGACAUAUCUAAUGAAACACAUGAGGAAGCACAACCCCGACCCAUUAACAGUAGCAGCAACAGUAGCUGCUCAGCAGGCCCAGGGCCUCACACCAGGCGGAGGAGGUGGCAGGGGCCGAGGCCGUGGUCGAGGCAGAGGAGGUGCAGGCAGAGCAAGCCAGCUCCAAAGCCAGACUAACCCUAACAACACCAACCAGAACCCUAACCCCGGACCUCCAGGCAGCUACCAACAACCCACAGAACCUGUGGUUCCAUGCCCGUUUGACCUGCACCAGUACAAGACAGUGGCGGCCAGCGAGAUUCAGUACAAACCAGUCACUGUGGCAGACCUGCCAGUGACCCACAAAGACCUCUGCCUAACCGUCUCAACGUCAGCCAUACAGGUGGAGCACAUGAACUCAUAGGCUGCGUCUUCCCGCUCUACUAAUUGUGUCUGCAGUGUAAAAAGGUCCAUUGAACAAGUAAUUUAAAUGUAUUCAGAAUUAUAGUCUUCUUAAAACAUGAAAAAAUGACUAAUAGGGUGGAAAAAUGUCCACCCUAUUAGGCAGAUGAAAUUAUUUUGGUUAAUUGACACAUCACUGAGUUUCAAAGUGUAAAGACACUAAUGGAAUCAGUUUAGAUUCACUUUUUUAUAGCUUGAGUGAUAUUAUUUUUGAAAGGGUUCAUCGGGUAAUGCAAUACAAUCAAAUGGAGAAGUCCAAUUUAAUUUGCCCAGUUAAGAAGCUUUAAAGCUGAGUACAAUAUUGAAUUACUUGUUAGAACACAGAUAUUUGACUCCUGAGUCCACUUGCUGUGUAUCUCUCCGCAGAAAUGCUGGCCGAGGACAUUGAUAUGCGUAUGUAGUUUUUUCUUCAGACUAGAGCCACAUUCUUCCAUUUUAUGAAGACUUUCCAAAAUCUAAUCUGUCAAAAAGUUUUGGCUUUAAUAUCAUUAUGAAUAGGUUGGUGAUUAAAUCCAAAGGCAAAUUUCAAAUAAGCAUCUUUGGUCUAAGUUCAGUACUAGUUAGCUCUGAGUCACAUACUGAUCCUAAACCAGCAGUCCUGCUCUGAGGGAUCGUCAGAGGAUGAAGCUGUAAAAUAUCUGUAAAAUGAAGAAAAACUACACUAUUCUCUGCACAAUUACGGUCCAUAGGAUAGUGUCGUUUUUGAUGGCAUUCAGAUCACAUUAAUCUGAACAUUCUCCACUAUUUAGUUCAAGCCAAACCAAGGGAGAGAAAGAAGACAAGGAGUCGUUGAUGAAAACUAGAGAUUCAUAAUCACAUCUGAAACAGCAGUGCAGCGGUAUUGCUGUGAAGACUGAGGAAUGACUAAGAAAAUAUCUUUCAAUGGCAACUGAAUGGUACUAUCAUGGUGCCAUGGACAGCAAAGAAUGGAUCAGAAGGGCUGAAUUGGAGCCUGAGAAAAUGAUGCUGUGUAAUGGGGAAUAAGGCUAACUUCUAAUGUUCAUUUCACAAAUCAUGGUGUCCUUAUUUACACCCACCUCCCCUCAGAGGAGCAAGGAGUUGAGGAGCCAUUUCUUUGUCAGAGCCCAAAGUGUUAAACAAAAGAGACCAAGUGGUUCAGGAAUGUACUCAGUGUGAGGAAUCUGCAGCAGAGCGAGAUGGAAACAGGAGAGAGAAAAGGGGCCGGAGGGUUGGGGGGGUCAUACAGAAAGCACUUGAUGAAGCUUGUACUUCACGCCUAUGUUUGUCAUUGUUUGUCUUUUUUUUUAUAUAUCAUGUAUGUAUUUUUCUACCAACAGAGAAAACGUGUGAACAAAAGAGAGAUAGCAAAGUGAGUGCAUGAAUGUGAUGGGAUCAGAGAGGAAAGUCCGAACAGAGCGUCUUGUCCCAUUUUUGUAACUAUUCGAAGAAAAAACAGCUAACUAUCCUCCAGUGAGUAAAGGCAACCCAGCCUGUCAUUGUCAGGUUGGUUGAUGGGGAAAUAAUGAUUGUGUGAUAAAAACGGCUGACAGGUACUGUUAUCAAUCUUUUUUUAAAAGAACUUUUCAUACAUAUUAUUACUACUUUCAUUAUAACUGUAUUGCAAAUGUUAUCCACAUUAUUACCGAUCUGAGGCAUUAUGGUAUUGCAGUAUGCUGUACAUAAAAUAGAUAGAAAAGACUUUUUCAUCUGUAAAAGGGAAGUACGUCUUGUGUAAAGCAUAUAUGAAAACUAAAGGAACUCAAAUUAUCAAGUACCAAACCAUUGGUUGUGUCCCAGGUCACCUUGAGUGCUGAGGGUUUGGAACUGCCAUUGCUGCAAAUGAAUGGUGAAUUCCAGGACUAACAUGUUUAGAAGUUGACCUAAUCAUUGGGUAAAUCAUGGGGAUUUUUUUUCUUUCCAUAAUGUAUAACUACACUACGUUUUUUGUUUUUGUUUUUUGAGCACACUCACUAUUCACACAUGGUGAUUGAUUCUAUUUAUGGUGCAACUGUAAAUGAGUGUGCUGUUGUUUGUUGAAGUAACUUGCAAGGACUUUUAUUAGACCUUUUAAAAGUCCACCGAGACUGAACUUAAUGUAACUGCACCCCAGCACAGGUGUUUUAUAGUUAAAUUAUUGGGCAGGACUGGGAGAUUAUUCCCUGCACAUCUGGAAAAUGCAACGACACCAUUGUCAUUCUGGUUUGACAAAGUUGGGUUUAAUUUGUAGGAGUCACUGAUAGUGAGCGCUAUUGUGCUGUGUAAAAGUGACUUACUGUGAUUUUAACGAGCUUUUAACAUUGUUCGCCCCUGGCACUUCCACACAUGAUCUGACAAUAUACCUUAAUGAUAAAUUCUACUAAACGAAGCUGUGAUGUAGGUGACCUGGGACACUGCACAAGCCGUCUACCCAAUCAAAAUGUUCAAACAGCCUGAACAAGAGGCUGAUUGUCUUCAUGUAUACUCCUCCUUGUAUUUCAUUGUGUCUUUUUAUGAAAAAUAACCCAUUCUCAAUAUUCUUGUUAAUGUUAUUACCGAUGCUCCUGAUAAUACAGUUAUUAACUGCCCUCUUAUGCUACACUCUUGCAUACUGUAUGCACAGUUACACCUCUUGCUCAUCUGAACAGACUGUUUCUUCCCUUAUGGAGAAUAAAGUUCAAAAACUGUUUAUGAUGAAAUAA
Messenger RNA from Amphiprion ocellaris (clown anemonefish), 4741 nucleotides. It is a transcript of the gene znf384a, whose product is annotated as zinc finger protein 384 a. The transcript has 11 exons. The record is from RefSeq and is a predicted model, not a curated record. Lineage: Eukaryota; Metazoa; Chordata; Actinopteri; Pomacentridae. Gene Ontology annotation, cellular component: PcG protein complex; transcription regulator complex; nucleus. The coding region runs from base 268 to 2064 and encodes 598 amino acids. Gene Ontology annotation, molecular function: RNA polymerase II cis-regulatory region sequence-specific DNA binding; DNA-binding transcription factor activity, RNA polymerase II-specific. Gene Ontology annotation, biological process: regulation of transcription by RNA polymerase II.